UUUCAAUGCAGAGGUCGGGUGACGCCCCUCCCCUGCCUCUCCAGCAUCAGCACCUCCAAAACCGAACAAGGCGACCCGCGGUUGGGAAAGGAUGCUCUCCGCUCCGCGAUGCUCACCAGCGCGAGGAAACGCAGCGACGAGACGGAUCACCGAGAGCCGCUCGAGCCGCUGGGUAUAGCCGCUGUUUUCUGCACGUUUAUGCUGCCUCGCUGCCUCCAUUCAUGAUGCACCAUUCAUGCAUCCCCAAGAAUGGAAACACUCUGCGAGGAAAACAUAAAAAUAGCCCGUUAUAGCCGUGUUGUCUCGCCUUUAUAAGACACAUUCUCGCUCGUUUGAUGAAGCCUCUUUUCAUGUAGGUCAAGGUGAUGAAGAGCCCGAUUUUGUCUUUUGAGGGCGCCGCGCGAAUGUAGGGCUAAUACAGGAAAGCCAAGCAAACAAAAGGCAUCCAGCCCCCCUCCUCUGACGCACCUGGCUGCCCUGUCGCCACUUGACAUGACAGCGCAGAGCCGGGAGCAGAGCAGCAGGAUCAAGGGGCACCGACGUGCAGCCGGACGUGUGGACUCGACAAGGACUAGAGGAGCCUCCGGACGCACGGCGGAGAAGCAGCAGCAGCCCAGGGGAGGCCGGAUUGCAGUUUCUGGGGACGAGCGCCAAGGGCAGUGCGGCAGUCAGCAGGCAGACCGGGGGGAGGAGGCUGCGGAGAUCUAUGAUACUUCCCCCCCAGGCCCCACUGCGCUCUCACCUCCACAUCAUCCUGGAAAUAUGAUGGUGGAUGUUUUUAUGUUUGAUCAAUGGUGACUGUGAUACUCCCCAUUCAGUUUCUCUCAAUUUUUCAUUCCCAACCAAUCAGUGGUGAUGGGCAAUUAAAAGAUUAGAUCUGCUCUUCAGGCAAGGGUGGAACCCGGAGGGGACUGAUGUGCAUACUGGCCAGGUAUCAUUUGCUCCCUUCUUCUCUGGUUUUGCUCAUUUUGCUUGUCGCCUGCACUAUGGGCUGUAUUCAGAGCAUUGCAUGCAAGCCCCGCAUCAAACGGGAGAACAUUGUGGUGUAUGAGGUGUCAGCCUCUAUUGACCAGUGUCCCACCAUCAUUGAGGAGAACUCACCGAUUGUGCUCCGUUACAAGACGCCUUACUUCAGGGCCUCAGCAGGGGUUGUGAUGCCACCAGUGCCCCGUAAUGAGACCUGGGUGGUGGGCUGGAUCCAGGCUUGUACCCAGAUGGAGUUCUACAACACCUAUGGUGAUAUUGGCAUGUCCAGCUGGGAGUUACCAGAGCUGCGAGAGGGUCGGGUCAAGGCCAUCAGUGACUCAGACGGCGUCAGCUACCCCUGGUAUGGCAACACCACCGAGACAGUCACCCUGACUGGACCCACGUCCAAACCAUCCCGUCUGACGGUCAGCAUGAACGACAACUUCUACCCCAGCGUGACCUGGGCUGUGCCCAUCAGCAACAGCAACACGCCGAUGCUGACACACAUUACCAGGGACCAGAGCUUCAUCACCUGGCUGGUGGCCAUGAACUCUGUCACCAAGGAACGUAUCGUGUUGCAGACGGUGCGGUGGCGGAUGCGGGUGGACAUUGCCGUAGACCCAGACAUGCCCCUGGGCUCUCGGGCCUCGUUGGUGGGUCGCCCCUACCAGGAGCAGCCGCACAUCCUCAACUACCAGGAGCCCAUUCCUCCCAACGCACUGGGGAGGCCGAAUGCCAAUGACGCCCAAGUGCUAAUGUGGAGGCCGCGGAGAGGGGCACCACUAGUGGUCAUACCGCCAAAAUAAGAGGGUUGAAUGAUUGCAUAGACAAAAGUAAAAUUGAUCCCUCUUGCAUAAAAGUGGGUGUGAAGGUGAUGAAGUCAUAAAGCCUAUCAGAGAAGAGAGAAAUUAUGGUUUGCCUGCGCUCAGGAUGCCAGUGGCUCAUUAUUCCUGAAAGAUUUAAGUGGACUAUUACAUCAAGCCAGAGUGCACAUUACAUCUUGGAUAUGACACACUACGGUAUCAAAAUGGAAGUCUACAACAAACUAGUGUGAAGGGCCCCACUUGCAUCAAGGCUUAUUUGGCCCCUGCCAAAGUUUUGGACUGCAUUAAAGAGUUCUGCCUGCUUUUUAGCGAAGAAGGAACGCUGUUUUUUUAGACGUAUCACAGAGGUAUUAGACCACAACGAGAACUGCAUCCUGCAUCCUUAUGUAGAUCUUAUUGCAUGAGAGAGUGAGAAAGACACACAAACUGUCCUUGAGAAGUUUAACAAUAGCAUUUGUUUUGUAUAACUUGAUACCUGAAGACAUUUUGAUUGAAAAGUCAGCCCAAAAAACCCUGCGGGCUGGUUAAACCUCGUCAGUGCCAACAAAGGCCUUUUUCAGCACACUCAGUACCAGAGUUUAAGGAUGUAUUCAGAAGAUUUAAAAGAGACAAAGUAUUAUAUGAAUCUUUUUAGUUUAAGAUUAACUCAUGCAUCAGUCAGAUUGUAUUAAGAGCACCCACCUUGCAUAAAAGUCUGGAAGAAAAACAAAUACGCUGUAGUUUUCUCUGGAGUUUUGCUAAUACACCAACAUAUUUUCAACUCACUCGCCUCCGCAGUGCAGCUGAUAUUGUAUUCAGAUGGGUGACAAACUAUCAGAGAGAUGAGCUGGACCUGUUAGCAAAUUAAAUAAAUAAUGUCAGCUAUGCUUUUAAUAAGUGCAGUGUAAAUGACUUGGAACAGUGCCAUACAACAAAUUUAAAACAAGAAGGUGAUAGCAGUCCAGGCCACAUUGAUCAUAGCUGGAAUGAGGCCCAAGUGUACUCAGACCUAAGGUAGACUUGAUGUGGUACUAAUCAGACCAUGUUGCACUACCAAGUUACAUAAAUCUUCCUUCAAUCAGGGAAUCCAAAUGUACUCUAACAGCUUACUUGGUGUGGAAUUAAACCAGACUGCAUUUUGACAAGGA
This is a messenger RNA of Dicentrarchus labrax (European seabass), 2917 nucleotides long. RefSeq names its product family with sequence similarity 78 member Ba (gene fam78ba). The transcript is spliced from 3 exons. NCBI's taxonomy places the organism in Eukaryota, Metazoa, Chordata, Actinopteri, Moronidae. The record is from RefSeq and is a predicted model, not a curated record. Bases 915 to 1772 code for a protein of 285 amino acids.